Lathyrus sativus (Indian pea) is the source of this 2955-nucleotide messenger RNA. The record is from the annotation of a GenBank genome assembly. NCBI's taxonomy places the organism in Eukaryota, Viridiplantae, Streptophyta, Magnoliopsida, Fabales, Fabaceae.
AUGGACUGCAAUAAAGAAGAGGCCUUAAGGGCCAAGGAUAUUGCUGAAAAGAAAAUGGAAAGCAAAGAUUUCCUAGGGGCUCGUACAUUUAUCAAUAAGGCUCAGAAACUAUAUCCCGAUCUGGAGAAUAUCGCUCAAAUGCUUGUUGUUUGUGAUGUGCAUUGCUCUGCUGAGCAAAAAUUACAGGGUACUACAAAUGUGGUGGACUGGUAUAAAGUUUUACAAAUUGAUCGCAAUGAUAAUGAUGCAAUAAUUAAGAAGCAGUAUAAGAAGUUUGCUCUUCAACUCCAUCCUGACAAAAACAAGUUUGCUGGUGCAGAAUCUGCAUUUAAGCUGAUUGGAGAAGCUCAAAGAGUUCUUUUGGAUAGAGAAAAACGAACAUUACUUAACAUGACUUUGAGCAAGUUUUCAAUGAGCAGAACUGCCAUGCCAUCGCAUCAACGGAGUGUUCCAGUGAAUUUUAAUCCUGUUAUGCAAACUAAUUUCCGGCCCAUUUUCAAAAACAUAAAUCCUCAGCAGCCACCACCGCCGCAGCCGCAGCAGUCUAAGCAGCCAACUCAGCAGGGGCUUAAUGGCGGUGUCCAGACUACUUUUUGGACUAUGUGCUCAUUUUGUUCAGUGAAGUUUGAGUAUUACAGGGUAGUUUUAAAUAGAUCUCUUCGCUGUCAAAAUUGUAGUAAGCCCUUCGUUGCAUAUGAGGUGGAUGCGCAGGGUACCAAACCGGCAACUAAGGUGGAUGUGCAGGGUACCAAACCGGCAACUAAGGUGGAUCUGCAGGGUACCAAACCGGCAACUAAUUCAAGUCGUAAAGCUUCUAGUCAUCAGAACAGUACUCCGCAUCCUGGUACUUUUAAGGUUGAUGUUGAAUCUCAAGGUGGUUUGCACGCUCAGAGGUCCAACAAGGAACCUCAUAAUAAGAAAGGCUCUACUUCAAAUGUCUCUGUAAAGCCAAAUGGAAAGAGAAAGAGAAAGCAUGUAGUACAUUCCAGUGAAAGUUCUGAGUCUAUAGGCAGCACUGAUUCUGAAUCUGAAGAUGAUUCAUUUUUUAGCAAUGGUUUUCCUGGUGUUUCGACUUCAAGAGAAGAGCGUCCACGUAGAUCUACACGGCAAAAGCACCAGGUUUCCUACAACGAGAAUGUAAGUGACGAUGAAGGUGAGUGGGAACCUUCAAAACAGGGUAAUGAAAGUGCUUCACCUUGUAGUGAUCGUGAAAAUAAUGAGGAAACUGAAACAAAUGAUCAGAAUGGUUUGGCUGCUGGUCUGAAAGAUGAUUUGAAAGGGGUAAAGCAGCAAAAGCAAAAAAAUAAUUCUGAAGAGAGCUUAAAAAAUAUAGAUGUGAAAAUUAGGGAGGUGGGAGGAAAAGAAACAGCGGGCAGCUCAAAGAUAGAUGAAGUUUCAGAGCAUUCAGACUCCAAAUCAUCAAAUCACUCGGAUGGUUUUGUUUAUCCUGAUCCAGAGUUUAGUGACUUUGACAAAGACAAGAAAGAGGGAUGUUUCACUCCCGGGCAGAUUUGGGCUGUUUAUGAUGAUAUAGAUGGCAUGCCUAGAUUCUAUGCUCUAAUCAAAAAAGUUUCUUCUCCUGGAUUCAAGAUGCAGAUAACUUGGCUUGAGGCAGAUCCUGAUGACGAAGAUGAACAAAAGUGGAUUGAGGAGAACCUGCCAAGUGCCUGUGGGAAAUAUAAACUUGGUAAGACUGUAACUAUUAAAGAUCAACCGAUGUUCUCUCAUCUGACUUUAUGGGAAAGGAUUAGCCGCGAUACUUUUAAAGUGCAUCCUAGAAAAGGAGAAACUUGGGCUCUUUUUAAGAAUUGGGAUAUUAAAUGGUAUAUGGAUGCUGAAUCUCAUCAGAAGUAUGAUUUGGAAUAUGUUGAGAUCUUGUCGGAUUAUGUUGAAGGCGCGGGAGUAAUUGUUGCAUACUUGGCUAAGUUGAAAGGUUAUGUGAGCCUCUUCUCUCGAAUUACGAAUGGAGGUAACCAACCAUUUCAAAUAUCACCAGCUGAGUUGUUCAGAUUCUCUCAUAGGAUUCCAUCUUUUAAAAUGACUGGUCAGGAAAGAGCAGGCGUUCCUGAAGGAUCUUAUGAACUCGAUCCUAUAUCCUUGCCGAUAGAAGAGAUUGGCGCUCCUGAUGAUUUAGAAGCGAAUGUUGCAUCUUCUGCCAAGGUGAAUUUGGAAAGAAGCAAUUCAGCAGAGGAGAAGAAGGAUCCUGUUAAUCAUAUUGAUGAUGUUGGUGCUCCAUCAGCUUCGGUCCAAGAUUCUUUUGAAGUUCCAGACCCUUCGUUCUACCAAUUUGAUGGUGAGAGGUCCCAUGAAAAGUUUGAGGCUGGCCAGAUUUGGGCAUUUUACAGCGACGAGGACGAACUUCCAAAAUACUACGGCCAGAUUAAAGGGGUUAGGAGGAUUGGCCCAAAAAUUGAGUUGGAAGUAUUUUAUCUUACUGACUGCCGGCUACCUAAGAAAGUUAUUAGAUGGGAUGAUAAAGAUAUGAUCAUUUCCUGUGGAAGAUUUAAAAUCAAGCCAAGUGCCAAGCUAUGCACUUACAACAACACCAAUUCUGUUUCACAUCUGGUUCAUGCUAGUUCUGUUGGAAAUAACAAAGAAUAUGAAAUUUUUCCAAGGAAGGGUGAAAUUUGGGCACUCUAUAGGGACUGGACAACUAAAAUCAAACGUUCUGAUUUGAAAAACUGGGAGUACGACAUAGUGGAAGUUAUUGAAGACGGUGAUACGUGGACAGAUGUUUUGUUUUUGGAGAAGGUUAGUGGUUACAGUUCAGUUUUUAAGGGCAAGUUAAAUGGUGGUGGAUCAACGAAGACCAUGACGAUCUCAAUGAAUGAGCUGCUCAAAUUCUCCCACAAGAUACCUGCUUUCAAACUUACAGAAGAACAUGGCAACAAUCUGAAAGGCUUCUGGGAACUCGAUCCAGGAGCAAUACCACGACAUUAUCUUAGCAAGGAAUGA